This is a messenger RNA of Schistosoma intercalatum, 4012 nucleotides long. NCBI's taxonomy places the organism in Eukaryota, Metazoa, Platyhelminthes, Trematoda, Strigeidida, Schistosomatidae. The record is from the annotation of a GenBank genome assembly.
UAUAUAAGAAAGGGUCAAAAUCAUCCUGUGACAACCACAGAGGGAUUAGUUUAACUAAUAUAGUAUCUAAAAUACUAGCCUCGAUAAUUAUCAGACGCCUAACUAAGACUCGUGAACUGCAAACACGAGAGAACCAAGCUGGCUUUAGACCUGGUCGUGGCUGCAUCGACCACAUAUUCACCAUUCGUCAGAUUCUAGAACACAGGCAUACUUAUCGGCGUCCGACAAUGGUGGUCUUUCUCGACUUAAAAGCAUCAUUUGACUCGGUAGACCGCGAGAUUCUGUGGCAGUGUCUGUCAUUGAAAGGCGUACCCCAGAAGUACAUAAACCUUGGAAAGGCUCUUUACUCGAACACUACUAGUCGAGUCAGAGCUUAUGGCGAACUGUCAUCUACUUUUGCAACCUCAAGUGGUGUCCGUCAAGGCUGUCCACUUUCCCCAUUUUUGUUUAACUUCAUCAUAGAUCUACUGAUGGAAAUAACUUUCUCGUCGACUGAGUUCUCGGGUAUUGAUCUCCUACCAGGAGGUCCACUUAUCGACUUAGAAUACGCAGAUGAUAUAGUCCUGUUUGGUGAAGACGCUGAUAAAAUGCAGUCUUCUGGUAGCACUGAGCAACAAUGCCAGAAUGUUUGGAAUGCGCUUCUCCUCCUCUAAAUGCAAGUUGUUGCUUCAGGACUGGUCUGGGUCAACACCUGAACUAAGGAUAGGGAGUGAAGUAGUCGAACGCGUUGACAACUUCACUUAUCUUGGAAGUCUGAUCAGCCCUAAUGGGUUGGUAUCGGACGAAAUCUCAGCACGGAUUCGAAAAGCUCGUUUGGCUUUUGCCAACUUGCGUCACCUAUGGCGAAGGCGAUAUAUCCGUCUAUCAAUAAAAGGACGAGUAUACUGCGCGGCAGUCCGUUCUGUUUUAAUUUACGGCAGCGAAACAUGGCCAUUAAGAGUAGAAGACACUCGUAAGCUAUUAGUAUUUGACCACAGAUGCCUUAGAAAUAUUGCUGGCAUCUGCUGGGAUCACCGGGUAAGUAAUAGUGAGGUUCGACGCAGGGUAUUAGGGAAUGAUGGUAAAUCAGUUGAUGAGGUUAUGAAUCUUCAUCGACUGAGAUGGUUGGGCCACGUAUUACGUAUGCCUGAACACCGACUACCACGACGUGCAAUGCUAUCCGGUUUUGGAAAUGAUUGGAAGAAAGUUAGGGGCGGCCAAACCAAAACGUGGCAUCAGUGCUUGAAGUCACUAACUUCUAGUCUGAGCCAUUUUGGCAGAUGCAGACUACUUGGUUGGGGUCCGCGUGACUAUCGUAACCAAUGGUUGGAGACUCUUGGUGACAUGGCUCAGAAUCGAUCACAAUGGCGUCGGUGUAUACACUCCCUGUCUUCCCUUAAACUAAGAGAUUAAAAUCACUUCAUAUCUUUCUUUCUACGAACCAAUUCUUUCUUCUUGUACUAUAUCUCUAUAUGCAAUCUUUCUCUUACAUGCUAUGAAUCCGGUGUUCAUCUUGUUGUACUGAUGCGGUAUGGCAACCUGGACCGAUGCGUAUACGUGCCUGGUCCUACGUUGUAGCUGACUGACUGACUGACUGUUAAUAUCUGUUGUGCUGAUUUCAGAUGUUACCAGAUCAGGUUGCUGUCUUGAUCCUCACAGUUGAUACUUGCUAGAAAUGGAUGAUUAUCGAAACAUUGUUUCUGAAAUGUAACGCUAUAGCCUAAUUGUCAAAGUACUCGGCUUAGAACCACUAAGUUGUAAGUUUGAACUAACACGAUUUUCGGCAACCAGGUUGCAUUUUUGUUCGAUAACUAAUUUAUUUCCCAAAUACAGAUAUCUGUACUUGGUAAAUAAGUUUCACUUCUCAGUGGUUCCUAGAACGUCAAAAUACUUUUAUAAGUUUUCCUAUGACUUGAUCUGUUUCAUCGCUUAUCAGAUCCUCCUCCUAACUACAGGCAAAGGUUUGACAUCUUUUGGUAGUUCUUCAUAGAUCAUAUCCUCAAUCAGGGGGAUAGUAAUUGACAGACAAGCAACAACUCGUAAUAUCAAUCUUUCUGAGUUCUCACCGUUUCAUUCAUUUAGAUAGUGUGAAUGCAUGUGCUGCUUUCAACUUAAUCCUAUACUUUCACGCGUGAAACCACGAAAAUUCGCUGUUGAAUCUCUAGAUACCUACCAGGUACAGUGGCAUGCUUCCACACGUUGGUGAAAUAAAGUCAAGUAAUGACACGAGUUCUAGGUAUAGAAUUCAGAAAGACAAACUUAUUUAGUAGAAUUCUAAAUUUACUGAUUGAUGAUAUGUUAUCCCAUAGUUCUAGCAUUAAGGUUUCCGACAAGUAGUUUGACUUACUGUGUCAUGACACCACGUUUGGUAUUACGUAAUCUCAGUUUGUUAACAAGUCUCAUAUCCGAAUGAAGCUAGUGGGGGGUUGGUAAGGUGCCUAUGAUAAGAUAAAGGGAAUUAAUGUUGAACCGGAUAAGCCUAAGACCUGCAUAUGGUUCGUGGAGGAUGGGCACUUUAUCCCUCCCUAAACAGUGAAGGGGGCUAUGGCUUGGUGCCCAUCACUAGUUACUCAUUGUCCAUUUAAACACCAUUCUGACGGUAGUUCUUUAUACUAUUAAUCAUUGGUUACUGGUGGGAUCCCUAUUGCGUAAACAUGAAAGUAUUAAUUCACUAGUAAAUUCUCACUAGAAAUAUGUACAUCCUUUGUUAUAUUUUAGAGAAUGAUAGUCUUGUCGAAAGUGUCUACUUGGUUUCCGAGCAAGCUGUUUCUGAUGAAUCACCUUCUUACACUGAGGUUUCGGAGUCUGACAAGUCAGAAAAUUCUCUAUCCACAUCGACGUUCGAUUUCGUCAAACUGGACUGCGACCAAAACCAUGCUGCCAUUACACAGCCCUCUCCAUCUUGUAACUUGGACCAGUUACAUUGUUUAAGCAUACCUGAUGAGAAAGAGCCGACUAUUGUAUAUGAACAAUCAUGUAUCCAAUCGUCAACGUACUCUGAAAUAAAUGCCUCUGAUCGGAUACAUUUUUACUUCCGUGAUUUUCUUUUGGGAGGCAUACUUUUCAGUUUGCUUUUAGGUCACAUGCUGUAUUCUGAACAAUGUUAUAAAAAUAGAAUUGCUGGUUGUGAAAUUGAACGUGACAAAUUAUCAACAAACAUUUCUUUUCUAUCGACUGAAAUUUUACAAAAAGAUACAGCAUAUCGACAUCUGGAAAUUAAACAUAAACACCUUAAAAAUGUAACACAUCAAUUGCAUUCAGAUAUAUCUAUACUAACAGCUGAAUUACGUGACAAAGCCCUAGCUUACAAUGAAUUAAAAUCAGACUACAAAUAUGUCAGUGAUAAAAUGAAAGAGUUAACCAAUGAAUUGCGAAAAUUGAAAUUUGCGCUUAUGGAUUUGAAACGCUCUUCGCUAUUUUUUCCCGGUAUCAGAUUGAUCAAAGAUAUCUUGUGUAAAAUUUUAAGCGUUUGCCCUGAUCUAGAUGGAGAGUAGACAAAUAAAUGGACUAAAAGUGAGCCAUGUCUUCGGGACAGAAUAAAGGAUAAUAUAUUUUUCUUUUCUCAGUUAAUGUUUUCGUCAUAUUUCUUUAUCUUGUUAAGUUUUAUUUUGCGUAAUUUUGGCGUUUCGUCUAAAAUUUCUUUUAUCUUACAGCUGAUAAUGUAAACAUUUAUACCAAAAGAUUAUUUAUAAUUUAUCUUCAUUAUAUACUUCAUUUUGAGAAUUUUCCUUCAAGUCAUUACGUCACAGUUUAAACAGUAUCAUAUAAACUAUAACACAAAUAGUCCGAAAUAAAUUCAUACAAAAAUAGAGUGAAGUCUCGAUUUAUUUGGUUCUUCUCCAAUAAAUAAAUAAUGUACCAUUAUGGUUCUCUUGUUUACGACAUAUAUUUCAAUUAUUUGGUUCUGAUAUAAUUUGAUUUUAACCAAUUUGCAGAAAUUAGAGCCGUAUCUAUAAGACAAAUCUUUAUUAUGAUGUGUCGGAACUUAUUCGGAAAUUCUUAAACAAUUGUUUUCUGAAGUUCGUUAUUUAAA